CCCAGACAAAUUGGGCGUGGCUUCCUGCCCUUUCGGGAAGUCGAGAAUAAAGUCUUCAAAGAGUUUAUAAAACUCAGGCAAGCCAACAAAGCGGGGCAAAGAUGCACUACUAUCGUUAUGGAAAUGAAGAGGUCAGCUGCUGCUACAAGUACCUCAUGUUUAGCUACAACAUAAUAUUUUGGCUGGCUGGAGCAGCAUUCAUUGCCAUUGGGUUCUGGGCCUGGAGUGAGAAGGGUGUGCUGUUGGACCUGACCCAGGUGACACGGCUGCAUGGCUUUGACCCUGUGUGGCUGGUGCUGGCUGUGGGAGCGAUCACCUUCAUCCUGGGCUUCGCAGGAUGUGUAGGUGCACUCAGGGAGAACAUUUGCCUCCUCAAAUUUUUCUCAGGGGUCAUCGGGUUCAUCUUCUUCCUGGAGCUGACGGCAGCCGUGCUGGCGUUCGUCUUUCAGGACAACGUCAGGGAGUGGAUCAAUGACUUCUUCCUGUCCAACGUCAAGGCCUACAGGGAGGACAUUGACCUGCAGAACCUCAUCGACUCCCUGCAAAAGAUGAACCACUGCUGCGGAGCCAAGGAGCCUGAUGACUGGAACCUGAAUCUUUACUUCAACUGCACUGUCAACAACCCCAGCAGAGAGAGGUGUGGAGUGCCCUUCUCCUGCUGCCUCAGUGACCCUGCAGACACCGUUUUAAACACCCAGUGUGGAUAUGAUGUCCGUCAAGGUCCAAAGGGGGUCUGGAGUAACGCCAUUUACGUCAAGGGCUGCAUCCCAGCUUUGGAGGAGUGGCUGCCUCGGAAUAUCUACAUAAUAGCUGGAGUAUUCAUCGUUAUAUCUGUACUCCAGAUGAUGGGCAUCUUCUUUGCUCGGACACUGAUCGGUGACAUUGAGAAGGUCAGGUUUAACUACUACUGAGUGGUGUGGUGAAAUGCAUAGGCCUACAGAGGACAGUACUGGGACUAUCCACCAUUCCUCCCUAUCUCUGAUCUCUCUCUGAGGCAUGGCAAGGGACAAGAAUACGUCUAUACCCGUGGCUUGUUAUCUUUGGACUGUUCUGUCAGUCUCUGGAGAUGGGAUACCUCUGCAGAGCCUGCACAGUGGACAUUUAAUCCGCCUUAUUCAACACAAGACUCUUAUGUGCCUUCUCUCACAGGAUUGCAGUCGGACUUAAAAAUACACCCUGGGUUUCCCUUUGUUUAUGUAAUUAGAUACAUUUUUGUAUGGUUUGCCUCAGACACAGUGAAUGUUUGCCUCUUUCCCGGCGACAGUCUUAACCAAUAAACCCAGGUAGAUUCCUGGGUCAAUACAUCAUACCUCAAUGAUCCAAAAACAACAAUUUAAGUCGCCGCACAGGUUUAAAGGGUGUGUUCUCUAGCCUUCAGCGUUUCAUGAGUAGAAUGGUAGCAUAUCAGACUGGAGGAGGAGGAGGAGUAGGAGGAGUUUACCACGUCAGUGCAGCUGCAAUGGCUCCGUUAUAAGACCUCGCCCUAGAGUUCAAUCUGAAACAACAGGAUUUCGGCACUGUUAUGUGACAGGCUUUCAACUGGCACCACCAUUGUCCCUUACCUCAGCUAAACUUGAGAAAUGCAGCUCUAUUUUAAAGGUAGACUCAGUAGAUGCAGACAGUAAACUGCAUGGUGGGUCUAUUUCCACAACAAAGUGUGAGCCUCAACUUUAAAUUCUCUACCUACAAUGCUGUAACAGAGUGAAGUGAACCCGUGCAGAUACUGUGUUGAGCACAAAGUAUUGCAUCCUGCUCAUCUCAAUAUCUGUGGUGCUGCUCGUGGCAGUCAUCUAGCGGAGUCUACCUUUUUAAACCAUUAGAAUCAGUCUGCAGCUGGUCUAAACCAAAAGUGCAUAGCUGAACCUCUGACCUAUUGUCCAUCAUGCCUUGUCUUUUCUAGCAGUCAUGUGUCUCACAACUUGUCAUUCCACAAUGUGUACUGCAUCAUGCCAACUAGUGUUGCGUAUCGGUCAUGUAGACAUAACUUAAGGGAAACAACUGUUGACGCAAUGUGUGUGUAGAUGACAUGCUUUAUUUUGAUCAGUCUUAGAUGACCCCUAAGUGAAGUAUUAGUUGUUAGCUUGUUGACUCAAGAGUAGCUGAGUUGGAUUAUUUUACUGUUGUGUUGACUCCAGCCAAGGAAGCUUGGGCAAGUGCAGCAGUGGAGACAGAGCCCGGUGUCUCUCACCCAGACAAACAGGGAGACAUAGAGCCGGUGUCUCUCACCCAGACAGUGAGAGACAGAGCCGGUGUCUCUCACCCAGGGAGACAUCCAGAGCCCGGUGUCUCUCACCCAGGGAGACAUCCAGAGCAGCAUGGGCCACUUGAACCACAGGUGAGAUCUGAUCAUAGCGCUCACAUCCCAUCAACCUAUAGCCGGGAUCGUGCUGUGAUCACAUCACUCGACCUGGUUAUCUGCCUGCAUGGUGAAAGUUUUGAUUGAGAGAUUGUAUUCACCUAUAAUGUCUUGAAUAAUUUUUACUGUCUUAUCUUGAUCUGUUUUUCUAAACACAUUCACAAACGCAAACCCAGUCUGCGCCUUUUUAAUUUUAGCUUGAAAAUGUGCUGAGCUGUUCCACUCUGCUCUUGUUAGAUAUUAAAUACAAUGCUGUCUGAUCGGGCUGCCCGGAGGCACUUUAUAUAGAAAAGAUACAAUUACAACUGUACGGGAUGUCUUGAUGCCCAACUCGUGUCUCCUCUGCUCAGCCUUUACACCUCAACAAGACACCCAGCCCACAUCCAAGUGACCUCUGGCCACAGAAUGAGCACAGACUUCCUGAAACAUUACUCCAAGCCUUCUGAAAGCGUUUUCAGCGGCGGUGUUUGCUGCAAGCUAGAUAACUGCCAGUGCCUACACACAUUGAGCUUGCUUUACCUUCAUCCUGUCCAAUGAUGCCCUGCUCAUUCCCCCUCCACUGCUGUCCUCAUACCAGAAUGGGGUGCGUUACAGAGCCAUCUAUGGCAGGUAGCCUAGCGGUUAAGAACAUUGGGCCAGUAAUCGACUCUCCAAGCCUGCUAGGUGAAAAAUCUGAUGUGCCCUUGAGCAAAGCACUUAACCCUAAUUGCUCUGUAUAAGAGUGUCUGCCGAUUGACAAUGUAAUUGUUGAAUGAGGAUAUCUUUACAGCUGAUGAAUGCUAUACUUGAGCUAUAUGUCAUACAUUACAAGAUCAAAUUAAAGUGCUUUCAUUCAGGCCUUCAACUCCCAUUUACACAUCUGAUGGUCUAGGUCUUUUAUGUAGUUUAACAAUUUUGGGUGCUUGUGUUAGAUUGCUUCCAUGCGAUCAUGGCAGUGUUUUUAACAAAAGGGACUGUUUUUUUCCAUAUGUAGAUGUUCUCUGUUUUACCAAAUGACAUUUUGUAAAUGUGAAUUUUCUUAAUUCUGGAUAGGUUUUUAUAAGCAAUAAAGUAUGUUGUCCAUUUUU
Molecule: messenger RNA, 3423 nt
Organism: Oncorhynchus masou masou (cherry salmon)
Lineage: Eukaryota; Metazoa; Chordata; Actinopteri; Salmoniformes; Salmonidae
Product: tetraspanin-14-like
Exons: 9
Coding region: 102-911 (269 amino acids)
Cellular component (GO): plasma membrane
Source: RefSeq, a predicted model, not a curated record